AUGGCACCUACAAAGUCCUUAAAGUUUCAUGCUGGCAAAGUUCAAUACGACGAAGAGACGAAUCGAUGCACGCCAUUACCAUAUAAGGGAGUAAUCUCAAUAAAACCCAGUAUAGAAGAUCCCGAGUUUCUAGAUUUCACAUGGACACCAAAACAAGACCAAACGCAACAGCUUAACCAACUCAAUUUCCCCAGUACCCAUCCAUCGUCCUCAUCAUCAUUAUCUCAAGUUAAUGGUUCUACUGCAGUGGAAAAGGAUGAAUUAUUGUUAAUGCCAGGAGAUGUAACUAUUAGGGUCAUCAAAUCAUGUAAUACGGGCAGGGUGUUUGCAUUGACGUUUAUGUCCAGCGGUGCCAAGUAUCUCUAUUGGUUGCAGGAUGUAGGAGAUAUCGAUCAUUUGAACAAAUUCACUGAAAAGGAUAAUAAGAUAAUACAGCAGAUCUCCGACCUUGUAACCGUUAACGAGGAUGAGGAUGAUGAGGAUGAUAACAAUGACGAUGAGCAGCAACGGAAGCCAGGAGAUAUUGAAAUGGGCGAACCUAUCAAAACACAAGAGAUGAAAAAGAAUGAGCUGGAUUCAACCCAGUCACAGUCACAGUCACAAAUCAAAACACCAAUAGGUUCAAUAUCAUCGGUAUUGGAUAUCCCUACAAUUGAAGCUCAUUUAUCCAAAUUGUCCACUAAAGAGUUGAAAGAAAAGUAUUUUGAUUAUUUACCUCCUUCAAUCGCAUCAAAUCCAACAAAGGACCAGAUAAUCAAUGAUGUUAUAAGAAGUGGGUUUUACCAGCAAUGUGAACAGAAAUUAAGUCAACUGUUAACUGGAGGUAAUGGUGCUGGAUAUCUUUUAGCGCAAAGUUUGAAAUACGAUUACCAAGGUGAAGGAAUUGAGAAUUUUUUGAAUGGUAUUAGAGAUGUAGCUGAAAAAGAGAAGAAGGAGAAGGAGGAAAAGUAG
Molecule: messenger RNA, 951 nt
Organism: Lodderomyces oxycetoniae
Lineage: Eukaryota; Fungi; Ascomycota; Pichiomycetes; Serinales; Debaryomycetaceae
Product: proteasome regulatory particle lid subunit
Exons: 2
Coding region: 1-951 (316 amino acids)
Cellular component (GO): nucleus; proteasome regulatory particle, lid subcomplex; cytoplasm
Molecular function (GO): proteasome binding; endopeptidase activator activity
Source: RefSeq, a predicted model, not a curated record